CAGCUUUCGCGGUGGCAGAGUAGGUCGAUGAUCACUCAUCAUCAAGUCCUCCGCCGGUUCCAUAAUCGCCGUUAAAUCAGGAAAUGGCGUCACGUGUUGAGGGAAAGCUUCCCGGCCGCCGGUGAAAAGCUCCAUUUCACUCUUUACACGCUUAUAGCCCGUAAUAAUUGAAUCAAAAAACAUGUUGAGAAGACCCGCAGCAUUGCUAAGCUUUUCAAUCACAGCCAGAAAUCUUUGGUCUUUAUUGGGAUUCCGAUUUGCCCCAAAGUUGGCCUCUUGUACGACACUUCAACUGUCUUCAUCUUCAACUGCUAGCUAUAGAACCAGAACCAGAUUCAGGGCCAUGUCAACAUCAGUGAAUUCAACGCCCGUAAAUGAAAAAGAUGAACAAGUAUUUCAAGAUUUUAAAUUACUUAAUGCAGUCGAUGAUAGAUAUGGAGGAGUAAUUGUUGAAGUGAGAGAAGCUAUGGAUUCUGCCCUCUUUGGUUCAGUGCUUAGAGCUUCAAUAGCACAGUGGCGACACCAGGGUAAAAAGGGUGUGUGGAUCAAAUUGCCUAUUCAGCAUGUCAAUCUUGUUGAAGCUGCUGUCAAGGAAGGAUUUUGGUUUCACCAUGCUGAGCCAAAUUACUUGAUGCUUUGUUAUUGGAUUCCUGAAGGUACACAUACUCUUCCUGCAAAUGCUUCACACCGGAUAGGCAUCGGUGCAUUUGUCAUGAACGAAAAGAGAGAGGUUUUAGUGGUUCAAGAGAGCACUGGACGGUUUCGAGGUACGGGUGUGUGGAAGUUCCCUACAGGAGUUGUGAAUGAGGGAGAAGAUAUCUGCGCAGCUGCGGUUCGAGAAGUCAAAGAAGAGACAGCAGUUGAUACCAAAUUUAUCGAAAUACUGGCAUUCAGACAAAGUCACAAAGCAUUCUUCGAUAAGUCGGAUAUAUUCUUCCUAUGCCUGCUCGAGCCACUUUCUUCAGAAGUUCAGAAGCAGGAAACCGAGUUAGAGGCAGCCAAGUGGAUGCCAUUUGAAGAAUACGAGGCGCAGCCAUUCGUCCAGAAACACGAACUCUUGAAAUACAUUGUUGAUAUAUGCUUGGCAAAGAAAGAUAGAAACUAUUCCGGGUUUUCUCCGGUGCCUACCACAUCGGUAUUCUCAGACGAAAAGAACUACAUGUACUUCAACACUACUGACCUCAAUGGGCAGUAAAUCCUGGAUUAUGGCGCCUAACAUUAUACAUGGGGCAAGGAUUCAACUUCUAAAAUUCAUAAAUAAAUUCUUUUGAUUUAUACAAAUGAUGCUACCUGUUGCACAACAUUGAAUAAAAUGAAUGAUUCAUUCAAAGUUUAGAUUUGAA
Molecule: messenger RNA, 1343 nt
Organism: Gossypium raimondii (Peruvian cotton)
Lineage: Eukaryota; Viridiplantae; Streptophyta; Magnoliopsida; Malvales; Malvaceae
Product: nudix hydrolase 2
Exons: 10
Coding region: 182-1195 (337 amino acids)
Molecular function (GO): NADH pyrophosphatase activity; ADP-ribose diphosphatase activity; NAD binding
Source: RefSeq, a predicted model, not a curated record